AAUGGACUAUAGCAGUGUGAACAGAGUCGUCGUUCGAGAACGAGUGGCUCCUUAACCGGUGCUUCGUUUUAUACCUUGUCCCGAGCAACUUCAUUUCGUCCAGAAAUUAAUGAAUACCGUUGCACGAUGAAGGGCUGUCGUGGCGCAAGAAAUGUCCAUUCGAGCGCAAAAACGUCAACGUGUCGAGGCUGAGCUGCCAGAGAUCCUCCUGAAUGGAAGCGUGCGCUUCAAAGAGGGUUGCAAGUGCGAGAGAAGCAGACGAUAGGCCGGAGAAAAGGGCCACUAUCAUCCCCUAACAAGCGUUCCCCUGCUCUGGGAGUCGUAACGGAAGAAAAAAUGACUAGGCUUCUGUACGCGUUGCUGUCGCUGCUGUCGGUGGCGUGCAGCCUUCAAAGCGGGGGUGUAACCAGGGGUGGCAGCCGCAUUCAGAUCGGUACCAGCGAGAGGGGGACGCAUUCAAAGGGCACGGGGUUGUUCGGGGGACGUGGACAAGGGGCAAUAAAACUCGGCGAGGGGAGAUUUCCAAAUUCGACCAGGCAAUUUCGACCGUUCACCACCACUACGACCACCCCUAUGCCCAUGAAAUCUACACAGGCGCCACAAACUUCCGACAAGAAUCGUUACAACAUCACGUACUUGGAGGUGGGCAUGGUUGUGCCGCAUAAGUCUUUCGGAGUGAGGGAAUACACAAAAGCCGUGACAUCAGCUGUACAUUCGCUCCAAAAAAGCACCAGAGGGCCGAAAUUAAGGUUUUUCGAAAGAUACGACAUUCAUGUGAAGGUGUCUAUGAAGGCGUUAACACCCAGUCCCACUGCAAUUCUGCACUCACUGUGCAAGGAAUUUCUGCCGACGAACGUGUCCGCCAUUCUGUACCUGAUGAACUACGAACAAUACGGUCGAAGUACUGCCAGUGCUCAAUACUUUUUGCAGCUCGCUGGUUAUUUAGGAAUUCCAGUAAUUGCUUGGAAUGCCGAUAACUCCGGAUUAGAACGGAGAGCCUCGCAGAGUAACUUGCAGCUGCAGUUGGCACCCUCGUUAGAGCAUCAAACAGCCGCGAUGUUGAGCAUCCUCGAGAGGUACAAAUGGCACCAAUUCAGCGUGGUUACCUCGCAGAUUGCAGGACACGACGACUUCGUGCAGGCUGUCCGGGAGAGGAUCUCCGACAUGCAGGACACCUUCAAAUUCACGAUAUUGAGCGCAAUUUUGGUCACCGAGCCGCACGAUCUGCUCGAACUGGUUAACAGCGAGUCCAGAGUGAUGUUGCUUUAUUCGACCAGAGAGGAGGCCACCCAUAUCUUGAAGGCUGCUCGCGAUUACAAGAUCACCGGGGAGAAUUACGUGUGGGUGGUGACGCAGAGUGUUAUCGAGAACCUGCAUACACCCAGCCAGUUUCCAGUAGGAAUGCUCGGUGUGCACUUUGAUACAAGCACGGAGAGUUUGGUCAGCGAGAUCACGACGGCGGUGAAGGUUUAUGCAUAUGGCGUUGAGGAUUUCCUGAAUAAUCAAAACAAUCAUCACCUCAGUUUGAAUACACAGCUCAGCUGCGAAGGGAGUUAUGGCGAAUCUCGCUGGAACGCUGGAGAUCUAUUUUUCAAAUAUUUAAAGAACGUGUCAGUGGAGGGUGACCAAGGAAAACCGAAGGUGGAGUUUACACAAGACGGUGUUUUGAAAGCGGCCGAACUGAAAAUCAUGAAUCUCCGUCCGGGUUUAAGCAAACAGCUCGUCUGGGAAGAGAUCGGUGUCUGGAAGUCCUGGGAGAAGGAGGGUCUGGACAUCAAGGAUAUCGUCUGGCCUGGAAACACCCAUACGCCUCCUCAAGGUGUGCCGGAGAAGUUUUAUUUGAAAAUAACCUUCCUGGAGGAGCCGCCGUACAUCAAUCUCGCACCCCCGGACCCUGUGAGCGGAAAAUGUCUGAUGGAUCGCGGAGUUCACUGUCGAGUGGCCAAGGAGUCCGACAUGGUCGGGGUGGACAUCCAAUCGGCGCAGAAGAACGAGAGCUUUUAUCAAUGCUGCAGUGGUUUCUGCAUCGAUCUGCUGCAAAAGUUCUCUGAGGAGAUAGGCUUCACUUACGAGCUUGUCAGGGUCGAAGAUGGCAAGUGGGGCACACUAGAGAACGGAAAAUGGAACGGCUUGAUUGCGGACCUUGUAAACCGGAAGACGGACAUGGUGAUGACGUCCCUGAUGAUUAAUUCGGAGCGGGAGGCGGUCGUUGACUUUACGGUGCCAUAUAUGGAGACUGGUAUUGCUAUAGUGGUGGCGAAGAGGACUGGUAUUAUAUCUCCUACUGCCUUUCUUGAACCAUUUGACACCGCAUCCUGGAUGUUGGUGGGCAUUGUGGCCAUCCACGCAGCCACAAUCAUGAUAUUGCUGUUCGAAUGGUUGUCGCCAUCCGGUUUCAACAUGAAGGUAAACCCUUCAGGCGCUGCUCGGAGACCGAAGAAUCCAUCGCCCAACCAUCGAUUCUCUUUCUGUCGGACGUAUUGGUUGGUCUGGGCAGUAUUAUUUCAGGCAGCCGUCCAUAUCGAUUCUCCCAGGGGAUUCACAGCCAGAUUCAUGACGAACGUGUGGGCGUUGUUCGCCGUGGUGUUCCUGGCCAUUUACACUGCCAACCUGGCCGCUUUCAUGAUCACGAGGGAGGAGUUCCACGAAUUUACAGGGGUGGACGAUCACCGUUUGGCGAGACCGUAUUCCCAUAAACCCAUGUUCAAAUUCGGCACCAUACCUUGGAGCCACACGGACAGCACCCUCGCCAAGUACUUCAAGGAGAUGCACGCAUACAUGAAGAAAUUCAACAAGAGCAGCGUUGCUGAAGGAAUCGAGACGGUUAUAAGCGGGGAAAUGGACGCGUUUAUCUACGACGGAACUGUUUUGGAUUAUUUGGUGGCGCAAAACGAGGACUGCCGAUUACUGACUGUGGGAUCAUGGUACGCCAUGACUGGUUAUGGCCUGGCAUUCUCUAGGAAUUCCAAAUACUUGCAGAUGUUCAACAAACGUCUACUGGAUUACAGAGACAACGGAGACCUUGAACGUCUCAGGAGGUACUGGAUGACUGGUACCUGCAAGCCGGGUAAAGAGGUUCAAAAGAGCAGCGAUCCCUUGGCACUGGAACAGUUCUUAUCCGCGUUUCUUUUACUGAUGAUGGGAAUUCUUCUAGCCGCAGCCUUUUUACUUCUCGAACAUCUGUAUUUCAAAUAUGUCAGACAGCAUCUGGCACGAAGCGACGGUGGCGGCUGUUGCGCACUUUUCAGCUUGAGUAUGGGAAAAUCGCUGACGUUUCGAGGAGCAGUUUACGAGGCGCAGGACAUCUUGAGGUACCACAGGUGCAGAGACCCCAUCUGCGACACUCACUUGUGGAAGGUGAAACACGAGUUGGACAUGGCAAGGAUCAGGAUAAGACAGCUGGAGAAGGACUUGGAAGCGCACGGGAUAAAACCUAGCCAGGCCAAGAGGAAAACCGGAAGUCUCGGCUGGUGGCGAGGAUGCUUUCAAAGCUCGGACCGCCAUUCACAACCGGAGUCAUUGGCGGUGGAAGCUCCGCAUCCGCUACCGCCAUACUUCGAUUCAUUCAUCGACGCCAUCGAUGUCGCAAGGCCACGGGACAUGACUAGGAAUCACGUCGUCAGCACGGAAUAUUCGCAGAAGUUUUUGCCAACCGAAAUCUACAGGAUUCCGGACGAAGGUGCAACCAGGACGGAAAUCGCCGAGAUGGAAACAGUUCUGUGAUCUUAAAGAGCCGGCUGCGAUUGCCCAAUCCCUCAGGAAGCACGGAAGAGUCCCCAAAGAGCGAAUCCAGCUUCUCCUUCAUUUUGGACAACGAGUUAAUGCCUCGUAGCCUCAUCGAGGCUUCUCUUGUCACGAAUCGACGGUGUCCAAUCGUCGAACGAAGUUUCUGAACCAUCCUGCUAUGUGGACAGUCUUCGAGCAAACAUGAAGAUACGGGUGAACGUUCAGUGCCUACGAAGAAGCUAACAAAAUCGAGAUUCGAUCGUUCCCCUCUCGAAUUACGUAUUUCCGAUUGUCGUAUCAAAGCAAAGUACGCUUUGGAGGUGCACCGCCAAGUGCCAGUGUAUGGUGUUCAUGUUUUGAUUGCGUCCAACCUAUGGGAUGCUCUGAGACCAUCUUUUUGGAGUUUACGGUGUUUGCACCUUGACGAGAACCUGUGAAACACGAUUUCUUGAAGAAAUUUUUAAUUCUACCCACGUUCCGUUGGAUGAAACGCUGGGAGGUUAGGUUUGUGGAGUUUUCAACGGGUUGUUUUAAGUGUUAGGCUAAGUGGCCGAUUUUUAUACGUAAUUAUGCCAUAUCAAUUUGAAGCUUUUAUACUAAUUGUACAAA
Messenger RNA from Megachile rotundata (alfalfa leafcutting bee), 4335 nucleotides. It is a transcript of the gene Nmdar2, whose product is annotated as glutamate ionotropic receptor NMDA type subunit 2. Lineage: Eukaryota; Metazoa; Arthropoda; Insecta; Hymenoptera; Megachilidae. Gene Ontology annotation, biological process: monoatomic ion transport. Gene Ontology annotation, cellular component: membrane. The record is from RefSeq and is a predicted model, not a curated record. Gene Ontology annotation, molecular function: ligand-gated monoatomic ion channel activity; signaling receptor activity.